Molecule: messenger RNA, 531 nt
Organism: Cylindrotheca closterium
Lineage: Eukaryota; Bacillariophyta; Bacillariophyceae; Bacillariales; Bacillariaceae
Source: the annotation of a GenBank genome assembly
AUGAGCUACUCGUACAAUCCGCAGUACGCCUACAGCCCUUACAGUCCCCAACCCAGUAGCUUUGGUUCGAGCGCUUCCUACUUUUCACCGAAGCAGCGGCUCAAUACUUUGUUUACUGUUCAUGCUGGAUUCUCAAUUGUGAUUGGUAUCUUGGGGUAUCUCUUUCCGAGAAUGGCAGGGGUUUUCUUCUUGACGGAAAAUAAUCGCGAAUAUGCAGUGGCUCGAGCUAUUUUGCGACCCUACUGUUCUCUCAUUUUGGCACAAGGAUUAAUGAUUUGGCGGGCACGUAAGAUUCAUGAUGGUGAAAUUAAGCGAGCCUUUGUCCAGGCCUACUUUGUGUGUUUCUUAUUGUCCACAAUAUCACUGAUGCUCGAGCACAUUCAAAAUUCAGGAGUCUUGUCGGGUAAAUUCUUUGGAACACUCAAGAUUUUGGCCAUGAUUGCUUUGACGGUUGGUUAUGGUUGGUUCACCUUUUUCCAACCACCAUCUGUAUUUAGUGGGUUGGGUACUACCAGAUCGCAUUUUCAAUAA